This is a messenger RNA of Neohortaea acidophila, 411 nucleotides long. RefSeq lists its product as uncharacterized. The transcript has 2 exons. The record is from RefSeq and is a predicted model, not a curated record. NCBI's taxonomy places the organism in Eukaryota, Fungi, Ascomycota, Dothideomycetes, Mycosphaerellales, Teratosphaeriaceae. Bases 1 to 411 code for a protein of 136 amino acids.
AUGAAGCUCCUCUCCGCCGCCAUCCUCACCCUCAGCCUGGCCCGCACCAUCGCCGCCUCCCCUCGCGGCCGUGCCCACAGCAAAUCCCACUUCGCCUUCACCCCCGUCACCCCGCCCUCCGACGAGUUCAGCAUCAAAGUGCCCAGCCAGCUCUUCAUCAUCAUGUGCGAGAAUGCGGAGUUUGCUCCCCCGUGUGACGGCGGGUACGUGAGUCCUGGGUUGUGCUACUACACUCCCCACUUCGGUGUCUCUGCUGUUCAGCCCGGGCAGGACAUCUCCGGCUGCACCCUCUACCGCAGCAACGACUGCGACUACGCCGACGGCGAUCUGCCCAAUGUCGCCUACCCUGGCAUUGCGGACUUGACCGCGGAUGGCUUCAACGAUCAAGUCGGGAGCUUCAUCUGCUAUUAG